Molecule: messenger RNA, 3767 nt
Organism: Punctularia strigosozonata HHB-11173 SS5
Lineage: Eukaryota; Fungi; Basidiomycota; Agaricomycetes; Corticiales; Punctulariaceae
Exons: 10
Coding region: 257-3034 (925 amino acids)
Molecular function (GO): metal ion binding; guanyl-nucleotide exchange factor activity
Source: RefSeq, a predicted model, not a curated record
AUUGGCUGCACUACUGAGCCGGUACAUCAGUCCGCAGACUGUGCUCCUCUGCCCAAGCAGCCUCUUUCGCUCAAGCGCGUCGCUGGGGGCCCGUUGUGGUCCAGCAUUCGUCCGGACGUCAUCGACAUCGCUCGUACAAGCCUUCGGACUGCUGCACAGCCCGCCCCAACCUGCAAUAUCGGACCUCAGGUCGUCGAGGCGGAGGGCGUACGCUCUGACUGCAUAAACACCGUCGUGUCUUCUGAAGAGGCUUAAGAUGGCGCUUGACGUUAGCUCCCCCGCGUCCACUGUCGACUUCCCUGAAACAGAUGGGUCUGUAGUUCUACCUCAUCCCCGCCCCGCAUACUUGCCUUUCCGUCGGAUCUCCCUUCCAACGCCUCCGAGUGUAGCCUACAGACAUUCAGUGGCUAGCAUGGACUCGCUGGAUUCGUCGACAGAAGAGCUUCCAAGGUCCACCCCGGCGUCCCCGGUAAAGAAUGUCGCGAGCAAAUCAAGGUCUCGCCGAACAUCCAUGGAACCACUGAAACGCAGCGCAGCACGUCUGAGGCCAAUCGACGAGACGCGAGAAGCUAAGCGAAGGAAGAUAAUAAUGGAAUUUUAUGACACCGAGAGAUCUUAUGUUGAUGGUCUUGAGCUUAUAUAUUCGCACUUUCUAACGCCUAUAAUGGCCACUCUGGAAACGCCCUAUCCGCUUCUCACCGCAUCCGAGCUGACCGCUGCUUUCUCCAAUUUCAUCGACAUCUGGAAUCUUCAUCGUCGGUUCUUCCAUGCGCUCUCUACUCUACUCCUUCCGACGUCCGCAAGCCCGACAGCUCAGCCGCCCGCUCUAUCGCCUGUGCUCCUUGCGCAUUUCCCGUACCUCUCCUUGUACAACCCGUUUGUCACGGCGUUCCCCGGCGCAUUGGCAUCCCUCAACGCCUUUCUCGCGAACAAGCCCGCAUUCGCGGCUUUCGUUAUGAAGCAGGAGGAAGAUCCUCGUUGCGGAAAGCUGAAGUUGCGAGAUUGGCUGCUGACCAUAGUACAGCGAUGCCCGCGCUAUCUGUUACUUCUCAAGGACCUCGUCAAUUGUACGGAUCCGGUGGAUCCUGAGCAUGCGUCUCUAACAGCCGCACAUACCCUCGUCUCCAAGAUUACCAGUUCACUAAACACUUCAUUGCACACGCAUGCCAAAACCUUGGCUUUACUUGCCCUGCAACGUAGCACACCGAAUCUGCCCUUUCAGCUGAUCGCCCCUGGUCGUACCUUCUUGAGACGUGGCCCUCUACUUCAGCUGGAAGGCGCGUCAGCGCCCAAGGACCGGGAAUUUCUACUCUUUUCCGAUUGUCUUAUCUGGCUUUCGAGCUCAGACCGUGGGGAUGGAGAGGUUCGGUGGGGCGAAAGCGAGGAGGGGACUGUCCCGACUCCGACAACAAGUGGUGAUCACUUGGCAUUACCUGCUCGUCCCCCGAUGACGAGGAAAAGAAGCAAGAGCGAUGCCGAACUUCCCACCACUCGGAGUGAGACGCUUUCAGAUCUGUCCGAAAGCGCGCCUCCCAGCGCAUUUCUUGAAGGAGAACGGAACAGGAUCGCGGGAAGGCAGAGCAAGUCAAACCUCAGCGCGCUGAUCAUACCGAAACCGAAGAAGAGGAAGAUGCGGGUCGCGAGCAGUGGGGUGGAGGAAAGAUGGAUUUACAGGGGGCACGCGCAACUUGUAGACGUGGAGGUUGUUCUUCCUCAUGUACAUGACCCCGGCGACGAACGAAGGUUCGAUAUACUGAGCCCAGAGCGAUCAUUCGCCGUUUAUGCAGACAGCGAGACCGAGCGGGACGAGUGGACGGCAGCGAUCCGCAAUGCGAAAGCCGCUCUGCUAAUGGCGCUCAAUGCAAUGCAUCCAAACUCCACUCUCACCUCAUCUGCUUCCAAUGCUCAUAUCCGACGCGCUCUUCAGGCCAUCCCGUAUUCUCCUGAAGAGGAAGCAUCUGGGAAGAAGCCCAGGCGUGGCAAAGUAGAACAUUUUGUCCCCGCUAUCUGGGUUCCGGAUGCCAAAACGGAGGCCUGUAUGCGUUGCGGUCGUCCGUUCGGAUGGAGGAGACGGAGGCAUCAUUGCAGACUAUGUGGCAGAUGUGUCUGCGCAGCGUGCUCCGACCAGACGUUCUAUGUAGCGGACUCGUCCGAGUCCGGGGCGAAGAACAAACCAGCGCGUGCAUGCAACGCCUGCUAUGAAACUGUCUUUCCGGUGAUCGAGGUCGAGCCGACGCAAUCAGCAUCGGCGAUGUUACCCUCCGGAACUGUUUCCACGCUCUCAAACUUUCCAACGUGGCAAUCCAUUUCCACCCCUGCGCUGGCUAUCCCAAACGCUGCAUCAAAACAUGCCUCGGCAUUGCUUGCCAUCGACCUCGACAGCCCGUCCAGGCCGGCGCUUUCCGCCGCUCAGGCGGGAGAUGACGAUGACGUGUUCGCCCCGCCCGAGGUGGAUUGGAACAUGGGAGCAGGAACACCUCCGUCACCAUCUCGUGUACCGCGGAUGCGCAAGCGACAGUCCAUGCAGCGACCGAAAAGCUAUGUGCAGAUUCUCGAGGAGUUCUCGGAAGAGGCCCAGAUCUCAUCCAGGGAAGGUUCACGCCUCCAGGACGAUGAUAGGCAUGGAAAACCGACGUCACCGACUAUGACGCGAACGACGUCUGCUCUCAGUGCACAGACGGUAGCAACCUCGGCCUUGUCCCUGGAGACUGAUCCAACCGAGGAGGAAGCGAGUUCAAGCGGAUCUCCGCGACCGAUGAGGAAGGAGGAUACCGCAAGGCGCCAUAAACGUUUCUCAAUGCCUGCAAUGGCAUUGCAAACAACCUCGGUGAUGGUCAAACCGACGACGACCGGCGAGGGAAAGAGCAAGCGAUUCUCAUUAGUGCUAGGGAGAAGUGGUGGAAGCACGAGGAAAGCAGCGAAAGCGAAGGGCACCGCCGAAGAGGAUGAAGAGGGUAGAAGAAGCAAGGGUUUAGCGAACGGUGCAGCGGCAACCAAGCUCAACGAAUUGCUGGGGAGGAAAAAGCAGCAGUGACGAUGACUCGAGGGUGAACCCUCAGACUCGUGUCAAUAACGACCUUAAAUUAUGACUUAGCGAUUUACAUGUCCCGCACUAGAACCCUACUAGCGAUGAUCCUUAAUGAGACGGCUAACAUUACGCCUGUAGCCAGCCGGAAGAGCAUCAUGAAUUCAUGCAUGCAUAUGCCUAAGUCAUACAGGAGAAUGUGAAGACGGCCAGUGCCAACUCAGAUCGUCGUCUCGUAUGGCACAGGGACAAUAGUUUGAGGCGCGUUCUCGGAGAUGGUGACGGUGUGAGCUUCCCGAGGUGCAGCAUGUUUGCGCUUGAGGAAGACCCGCUCGCCCUUCUCCUUAGCAGCAACGUGCGCCUCAUGGUUGGCUUUGACGCGGUUCAGGAACUCCUGCCUGCACUUCGAGUGCUUGAUGUGCUCAACACGGAUGUUGACGCGCUUCUCGAUGUACCGGUUACCGACGAUCUUGUUAAUGAUGAUACCGACGGCGUGAGGGGUCACGUUGUAGACAAUUCCUGUCCGCCCGUGGUAGUAUUUGUGGGGCAUGCCCUUUUGCUGAGCCGCAUUCGCCUUGAUAUCGACGAUGUCACCGACACGAUAGGGAAUCAAGUAGGUGGAAAGUUUGAUCUGGCCAUGCUCCUUGAACUUGCGCUUGAACAUGUCGCGCGUGCGCGCGCGGUAACCAAACGAGUGCGGCAUCUUGACGGAGCUGGGCCGAGUACUUGGAAGUCUUGAGGG